AUGCUGCGAGGGUACCAAAGGGCCCUGGGGGGCCCCCUAGGGGCCCAGGGGCCCCCAACCAGCAAUCGAUUGUCUCUCUUUUCGGCUCUCCACUUUGUUAAGGGGGCCCCUAGGGGGCCCCCGAGGCCCUCCAGUGAGCCUCAGGGGGCCCCCCUGUGGCUUCAGGGGGCCCCCGUGGGGCUUAUGAGGGCCCCUAAGGGGCCCAGGGGGGCCCCCCUGGGGCUCCAGGGGGCCCCCCUGGGGCUUCAGGGGGCCCCCCUGGGGCUUCAGGAGGCCCCUAGGGGGCCUCAAGGGGCCCCCCUGGGGCUCAUGGGGGCCCCUAUGGGGCCUCAAGGGGCCCCUAGGGGGCCUCAGGGGGCCCCGGGGGCCCCCCUAAAGGGCCGAGGCUGCAGCCAAAGGGAGGCAUGGGGGGGCCCCAGGGGGGCCCCCCAGAGCUGCUUAGAAGGAGACCCUUCGAACUGCUGCAAAUCAGCAAAGGUUGGGGGGCCCCUAAGAGCCAGUGCAGCAGCAACUGCAGCAGCAGCAGCAGCAGCAGACCGGCAGCUGGGCUCGUACAGCCGUGUCGGUACCGUGCAGCAGCAGCAGCAGCAACAGCAGCAACAGCAGCAACAACCACAGCAGCUACAGCAGCAGCAGCAGCAGCAGCAACAGCAGCAGCAGCGGCUGCAGAGGCUCUAG
This is a messenger RNA of Eimeria acervulina, 678 nucleotides long. RefSeq lists its product as hypothetical. Lineage: Eukaryota; Apicomplexa; Conoidasida; Eucoccidiorida; Eimeriidae. The record is from RefSeq and is a predicted model, not a curated record. The transcript has 2 exons. Bases 1 to 678 code for a protein of 225 amino acids.